Messenger RNA from Zygotorulaspora mrakii, 675 nucleotides. It is a transcript of the gene MOB1, whose product is annotated as Mob1p. Gene Ontology annotation, molecular function: protein kinase activator activity. The coding region runs from base 1 to 675 and encodes 224 amino acids. Lineage: Eukaryota; Fungi; Ascomycota; Saccharomycetes; Saccharomycetales; Saccharomycetaceae. Gene Ontology annotation, cellular component: nucleus; cytoplasm. The record is from RefSeq and is a predicted model, not a curated record. The transcript has a single exon. Gene Ontology annotation, biological process: cell division; signal transduction; positive regulation of protein phosphorylation.
AUGAGGGAGAAUGGCGGGCCUGUAGUGACCGAUUUUAACUACACGCCCUCGCAUCAGAAACAGUUUUUACAGCCCGCGGUGGGUACCACUGUGAGUUCGCAUCAAGAUUUGAAGCAAAUUGUGGAAAUGACUUUGGGAUCUGAAGGUGUGCUCAAUCAGGCCGUCAAACUUCCCCGUGGUGAAGAUGAAAACGAAUGGUGUGCAGUGCAUUGUGUCGAUUUUUACAAUCAAAUCAACAUGCUUUAUGGAACGAUAACAGAAUUUUGCUCACCACAAAGUUGUCCAAGAAUGAUUGCAACAAAUGAAUACGAAUAUCUUUGGUGUUUUCAGAAGGGGCAGGUCCCAGUUGCUGUUUCAGCCCCCAAAUAUGUUGAAUGUUUGAUGAGAUGGUGUCAGGAUCAAUUUGACGACGAAAGCAUUUUCCCUGCAAAACUGUCUGGCCAGUUUCCCCCAAAAUUUAUCUCCAAAUACGUGGUUCAAAUGCUAAGAAGACUAUUUAGAGUCUACGCUCAUAUCUACUGUCAUCAUUUUAAUGAAAUCUUAGAACUGAAUCUACAAACGGUUCUGAACACAAGUUUCAGACAUUUCUGUCUCUUUUCGCAGGAAUUUGAGUUACUGAGACCGGCAGAUUUCGGCCCACUGCUUGAAUUAGUCAUGGAACUGAGAGACAGGUAA